GGGGGGGGGCGGCGCGGAGGGAGGGCAGCCCGGCUGCGGGAAGCGAGGCUCCGCGCUGGGACUGGUUCCUUCGCAGCCAUUUUCCGUCCAACCAAACAGCCGAUUUGCGGAGGGAGCCAACCAGGGCCGCACUGGAGCUUCUCUCUUCUACUGCCAAAAAAGAGAAAGUGUGGAAACUCCAUUUCUCCUGCGUCUGUAUCACUGACCCUCUCCUUCUUGAUGUGAAAAUGCAUGAGAUGGAUGGUGACAGCUCCACAACAGAUGCUUCUCAGUUAGGAAUUGCUGGAGAUUACAUUGGUGGCAGUCACUAUGUCAUACAGCCUCACGAUGACACAGAAGACAGCAUGAAUGAUCAUGAAGAUACUAACGGCUCAAAGGAGAGUUUCAGAGAACAAGAUAUAUAUCUUCCAAUUGCAAAUGUGGCAAGGAUAAUGAAAAAUGCCAUACCCCAAACAGGAAAGAUCGCUAAGGAUGCAAAAGAAUGUGUACAAGAGUGUGUAAGUGAAUUCAUCAGCUUUAUAACAUCAGAAGCAAGUGAGAGGUGUCACCAAGAAAAAAGAAAGACCAUCAAUGGAGAGGAUAUUCUCUUUGCCAUGUCUACCUUGGGGUUUGAUAGCUAUGUUGAACCUUUGAAGUUAUACCUCCAAAAAUUCAGAGAGGCAAUGAAAGGAGAAAAGGGAAUUGGGGGAACAGUUACAACUGCAGAUGGUCUAAGUGAGGAGCUCACAGAAGAAGCAUUUACUAACCAGUUGCCAGCAGGCUUAAUAACCACAGAUGGCCAACAGCAGAAUGUUAUGGUCUACACAACAUCAUAUCAACAGAUCUCUGGUGUUCAACAAAUUCAGUUCUCAUGAUUUUGAAGAAAACUUUCCAUCUGGGAACACGACACAGAAAACCAGUACAACUCUAACGAAGAGGCAGUUUUAAUGACUGGUGAAGAGAUUUAUCUCUUUGUAUAUUAAAUAGCUGUAAUGUAGCUACCAGAAGCUUGACUAAUUGAGGUGUGAGUUCUGACUCAAAUCUUUUUCAUGAUGAUUUUAAAGAAAUAAUUGGAUUUUAAAGGUAUUAAAGUAUUUUUGUUUUGUACAAGAGUUUGUUGCUCUGUAUAACUCCUGUAUGCAUUGUAUAUUGCAAUUUAUUACUGUCAGAGAUUUGUAGACAGUUUCUUAUUUUCAUAUUGAAUCAUGUUACUUUUGUAAUUCAGGUAAACAGCUGGGUUAAUUCAUGUUUACCCUUUGAAUAAAAUUGUAAGGGUAAAGUUCAUUUUUGAAUGCAAGUUGCCUUUAUUAUAAAGAUUGAGUUAGUCUUGAUUUUGUAACUUGUCUUGCAUGACAACUUCAACUAACUUGACAUGUCAGCUUAUUUAUUGAGAUUUUGAAAGGGACUUUUUCCUCAUGAAACUAGCAGCUCAAAAGAAUUGCUACAAUUGUUUUUUCUAAUGUAACUUCUGAAUUUAAGGUUAAUCAAAACCAAUGAAUGCUCUACUACAUUUGGAGGUUUAGAGCUUAUCAACAGUGUUAAUGAAAGCACUGACUGUGAGAUGCAGGUUUUCUUUUUUUAAAUUUUUUUCAGUUGCAUUAACUCUCUCCUUAGACUUACUUUGAUACUUUUAAGGUAGUCUUUCUGCUAUUGAAAUAACUCCUCCUUUUUAUGUAUGGCUUUUAGAAUCCCAAGCUUAGAAACCCAAGGGUAGGGGAAUUUUAUAGUCCUUGUGGUAAAAGAUCUCAUUUUAACUUUUUACUGAAAUGUUUUAACGUUUCUUGUGAGCCUGUGGGAACUCAAAAGUGGUAGUGACUUUGUGUCUGGGCUGCGUGUUGUGUGGGUGUGUAUGUGCAUGAGUGGCUGACAGCUGAACAAGUGAUACAAAUCUGAAAUGGAAGACAGACUUCAGGUUUGCUGUCUCUUCCCUGGUUUUGCAAUAAAUUCUACCUAGGUAAUGUAGUUCUGUAUAUUUAGUGAGCUGUUCUUGGUAACAUUGCUGUUUCUUUAAUAAUUGGGUGGGUAAUUUUGGUGCCAAGUCUUAGCCUAUUAGGAUGGGGUGGGGGUUUUAGUAAUAUCUUACUCAGACUGGAUUUUGGGACCUUCCGUAUUUUUACUAUUUUCAGUGGACUGAAAUGUAAUAUAUUAAUUAUCUUUCCACAUAGCUGUUAUUAAUUUAAGCAAACCACACUUUGAAACUUGAUUGAAAUAUGAUUUCUUGCUUGUUUUGUCUUUCCUUAAAAAAAAAAAAAGAAUGAAAAGUAACAGUUCAAUAUUGGGAAAUCAGCAUAACCUAAGAUAUCCCAGCUCUUUAGCUAAACAAAAACUUCAUAUGCAGAUUUGAGCAGUGUUUCCUACCAGUCAGCAUCCUGCUGGCAGAGCCUCUGGAGGCGAUCCAGUGUGUUCUGGGCAGUCUGCAUGGAUGUUCUGGGCUUUGUGGCAGCCUGUCGUUUAGCAGCUAUGAAUAAAUGGAGUUUCUCAUUAAAUGUAAAACUGAAUAACACAAUCCCUACAAGAGCCCCUUCUGUUUGUAUUCCAUUUAUUUCAGGCCAGCGUAGCCUGUUCUUGCUGUUCCCAGAUUUGCAAUGGAAAAAAGCUGUGAUACCAACUAAGGAGAAGCUAGGAAAGAUUUGGCAUUUUGAUGUAUAGAAAGCAGGUUCAGGUGAUCCCACACACUUGCUUGAAACAGGCAAAAGUUUUCAGGCUCCCCUCUCUGCUGUGAGUUUAGGUUAAAAGUGUGUUAAGUUUGUGGUUUAUACUCCAUCAUGUGAGCAAUGAAGCUGAUAUUUAGUUUUUCCUUUUUCUUUCUUCUCCCCUCACCCUCUGAGGGCCAGGGACAAAACUGCAUAACUUCUCAUUCUCUUCCUGAAACUACAGCAGUAAAAGUAAUAGUACAACACUUUGUUCCAUGUCUCUCUGAAACCUUUCUCCUAAUAAAAGUUUGCAGGGUACUGUAGCCAUGGUACACCAAAUAAAAAAAAAUGUGGUCUGAAGAAA
Passer montanus (Eurasian tree sparrow) is the source of this 2976-nucleotide messenger RNA. It is a transcript of the gene NFYB, whose product is annotated as nuclear transcription factor Y subunit beta. Lineage: Eukaryota; Metazoa; Chordata; Aves; Passeriformes; Passeridae. The transcript is spliced from 8 exons. Gene Ontology annotation, biological process: regulation of transcription by RNA polymerase II. Gene Ontology annotation, molecular function: protein heterodimerization activity; RNA polymerase II cis-regulatory region sequence-specific DNA binding; DNA-binding transcription activator activity, RNA polymerase II-specific. Gene Ontology annotation, cellular component: CCAAT-binding factor complex; nucleus. The record is from RefSeq and is a predicted model, not a curated record. The coding region runs from base 228 to 854 and encodes 208 amino acids.